AUGUCUCGCCAUCACCCUGAUCUCGUUAUGUGCCGCAAGCAACCCGGCAUCUCUAUCGGCCGCCUUUGCGACAAGUGCGACGGCAAAUGCCCCGUGUGUGACUCCUACGUGCGCCCCACAACCCUUGUCCGGAUCUGCGACGAGUGUGCCUUCGGAAACUACCAAAACAAAUGUGUCGUGUGUGGCGGUGAAGGUAUCAGUGAUGCCUUCUACUGUUUUGAGUGCACGCGUUUGGAAAAGGAUCGAGAUGGAUGUCCAAAGAUUAUCAAUCUCGGAAGUUCGAGAACAGAUUUGUUUUACCAAAAGAAAAGCUUUCGAAAUCAUUGA
Molecule: messenger RNA, 327 nt
Organism: Penicillium angulare
Lineage: Eukaryota; Fungi; Ascomycota; Eurotiomycetes; Eurotiales; Aspergillaceae
Product: PHF5 family protein
Exons: 1
Coding region: 1-327 (108 amino acids)
Biological process (GO): mRNA splicing, via spliceosome
Cellular component (GO): U2 snRNP; catalytic step 2 spliceosome; precatalytic spliceosome
Source: RefSeq, a predicted model, not a curated record